AUGCCCGCAGAAAACUCAUCGCCGGCGGCCGCGGUGCCUUCGGCGGCGUCCUCCGUCACCGCUCAAGCCACAGUCCCCGGGACACCGCAACGCGACCUCGAGACCGGUGCCAUGGCCAAGUCCGAACCUUCACCGGUGGCACAAGCUGCACCUACAAAGGUCACCCACUGGGACAUCGUCUUCCGCCCGUCCGGCCUGACCCCCGAGAUGCUCGCCCAUCAUUACCCCGGCGACGGCACCGAAGAGUCGCCCUACAUCGUGUCCUUCCUGCCUGUCGACCCUCGCGACCCGCUGCAGGUUCCCACGUGGAAGAAAUGGACGUACACGCUCAUCAUGGCCUUAGCAACGCUCGGUAUUGCCUUUGUCAGUACGGCGUAUACUGGUGGCUUGUCUGAGGUCAUGGCCACCUUCCACGUGUCCACGGAGCUGUCCAUCCUCGGUAUCUCGCUUUUCGUGCUGGGAUUUGCCAUCGGCCCGCUCAUCUGGGCACCGUCCAGCGAGUUCUUCGGCCGCCAGAUUCUCUUCGUCCUCACAUACACCGUCUUGACCCUCUUCAAUGUCGGCGCCGCCGUCUCGCAGAACAUUCAGACGCUCAUCAUUAUGCGCUUCUUUGCCGGUGCCUUUGGCUCCUCGCCCCUGACAAACGCAGGCGGCGUCAUUGCCGACCUGUUCUCGGCCAAGGAGCGUGGCCUGGCCACGGCCGUGUACGCCGCUGCUCCGUUCCUCGGCCCGUCCUUGGGCCCCAUUGUUUCUGGUUUCCUGGGCGACGCUGCCGGCUGGCGCUGGGUCGAGGGUCUGAUGGCCAUCUUCACGGGCGUCAUGACGAUCAUGGGCGGCCUGGUCGUACCGGAGACGUACGCGCCGGUUCUGCUGCGCAAGCGUGCGGCCGCACUGUCCAAGCACACUGGCAAAGUCUACGUCUCCAAGCUGGACAUGCACCACCGCGUGGCCGGUGCCAAAGGACCCUCCAUGGCCGCGCAGUUCCGCACGGCUCUGUCGCGGCCUUGGAUCCUGCUGUUCCGAGAGCCCAUUGUCUUUGUCUUGUCCAUCUACAUGGCCAUCAUCUACGGCACCAUGUACAUGAUGUUCGCCGCCUUCCCAAUCAUUUUCCAGCAGGGCCGUGGCUGGUCGGCCGGUAUUGGCGGCCUGGCCUUUUUGGGCAUUGCAGUUGGCAUGUCCACGGGCGUAUCGUAUGCCAUGUUUGACAACCGCAGCUAUGCGCGCAAGGUCGCGGCGUCGCCCGACGGCAUGGCGCCGCCCGAGGCGCGUCUGCCUGCGGGUGCCAUUGGCUCCAUAUUGCUGCCCAUUGGCCUGUUCUGGUUCGCAUGGACCAAUGCGGCCCCCGUCCACUGGGUUGUGCCUAUCGUCGGCUCUGGGUUCUUUGCGGCUGGCAUCGUGCUCGUCUUUUUAAGUCUGAUUAACUACCUGAUCGACUCGUACGUCAUCUUUGCCGCCUCGGUGCUGGCUGCCAGCACAGUCAUCCGGUCGCUCUUUGGCGCUGCUUUCCCCCUGUUCACAACGUACAUGUACAAGAACCUGGGUGUCCACUGGGCCAGCUCGAUCCCUGCGUUUUUGGCCCUUGCCUGCGUUCCCUUCCCCUUCCUGUUCCUGCGCUACGGCAAGGCCAUUCGCAUGCGCUGCAAGUAUGCCGCCGAAGCUGCCGAGGUCCUUCAACGCAUGCGUGCCGACCAGAUACAGCAGCAGCAGAACCCAUCUGGUGCCGAGGAGGUGAACGACGCGAUCGACGAGGACGACGCCUUUGCUGAGGCCGAUGCGCACGAAGCCCAGCAAAACCGCGAGCAUGGCCUCGAGAAGCAGGCCACCAGCACCGAGGGCAAGGCCCUGAUAUCGGAUGGUGCCCUGGCCGGGACCAGUCGCAACGUCUCGGACGACGACAACGCUGAUCUCAAGGAGAAGCCGUAG
Molecule: messenger RNA, 1923 nt
Organism: Sporothrix brasiliensis 5110
Lineage: Eukaryota; Fungi; Ascomycota; Sordariomycetes; Ophiostomatales; Ophiostomataceae
Exons: 2
Coding region: 1-1923 (640 amino acids)
Biological process (GO): transmembrane transport
Molecular function (GO): transmembrane transporter activity
Source: RefSeq, a predicted model, not a curated record